Hemiscyllium ocellatum (epaulette shark) is the source of this 5345-nucleotide messenger RNA. It is a transcript of the gene fbxw10, whose product is annotated as F-box and WD repeat domain containing 10. Lineage: Eukaryota; Metazoa; Chordata; Chondrichthyes; Orectolobiformes; Hemiscylliidae. Gene Ontology annotation, molecular function: protein binding. The transcript has 15 exons. Bases 1685 to 4948 code for a protein of 1087 amino acids. The record is from RefSeq and is a predicted model, not a curated record.
GUGUAAGUGCUGAAUAUCAGAGCGCCGCUGGUGUAGUGGUAUCAUGCAAGAUUCCCAUUCUUGCGACCCGGGUUCGAUUCCCGGGCGGCGCACUUAGUUUUGUGAACAAGUGUUUGUCUCUAGAGUGCAUGCUUGGGAACGCCCUUCUUUUUUAAGACUUUGUUUUAUAUAUUUAUUUUUAUAAAAGAUCUCCCAUGCAUUGCAGAUUUUUUUGUAAAGCAGACCCCCCCACACUCGCUGCAGAGAAGAGGAGGGAGCUUGAAGAUUGCAGCGACUUGACUCUGGGAUUGGUGCCGGUUCGCGGCCGCAGGAGCUCGGGCAGCGCAGGGGCGAGCCGCACCCGGGACCGCGGUAUCGACAGAACCGACCGCCCUCAGCAGGUCACUAGGCAAACUCCACUCAGCUUGUGUUGUGGGGAAUCAACGCUGCAAUCCCCAGAGCAAUUCCGUGUUUGUUUCUAUCCUGCACGUGAACAAUAGCAGAUGGUUUCACUACUUUCAUUUGUAGCUUCGGGUUUUACCUACAAAGGAGCCGCAAGGGUUCCACUCCGGCUGGUGACUAUUUCCGAAGAUAUGUAUGAAGAGGGCACAAGAGGCUUUGUAACAUAGGGUGAAAGGAAAUGCACACAGAGACAAUAAAUGAACGAUGACUUGGGUCCAAGCAACCGGUUCAAAGGAGUGAUUUGGAGAUGCCGGUAUCGGACUGGGAUGGACAAAGUUAAAAAUCACACAGCACCAGGUUAUAGUCCAACAAGUUUAUUGGAAGCAUUAGCGUGAGUUACAUUGUCAGGACUGGGGUGCAGACUCAGACUGGGGGUUUGAGAUCCAUAAUGAGCCUUGCCAGUGAAUUGAAUGCACAAACUUGUGACCGUGCUUAAUUUCUUUCCUCUAUCUGGAGUUAUAUUAUUACUGAGACAUUGACAUUUGUGGACAAGGCCCAGUUGACCAGGUUCCUCGACUUGUAAAAUGUUUAUGAAAUGGAUUUAUCAAACAGAUAACUGGAGAAAUUUUUUGUUCAUGUCGCUGCUAAAAUAAGUUGAAAAUGACAAAAUUAACACUGGUUUCUUUUAAACACAAAAAUGUCUGUUCCAGCUUUGGUACCAAACCCUGAGAAUAUCACUGUCUGAAUACUCCUUAAACAGAGUAAAAUGGUUAUAACUAAUUAUGCUUUAAAGGGUUAAAUUCAGACUCGAUUACUUUUUCUCACCUCCUUGGUUUGAGUUACGUAAGGAGAAAUAUUUUCUCACAGCAGGUUGUUUUGGAUCUAUCAUCCUCAAGAGGCGGUGAAAGCAGAAUCUUUGAACAUUUGUAAGGCAAAGAUGGACAGCAUCUUGACAAAUCCCUCACCAUGUAAAAUCUAUAGCUCUCUCUAUGGUCCACUCGGAAACUGGGUCGGACCCCGUGUCUCAGGAUGUUCCGCGACCAAGCCCUUUCGGGAUUGCCCAGUGUCAGUGCGAUACCCUCUGUGUUGUCAGUUCUCUCUGAUUCCAAUGAUAGUGACGCCAGUCACAUAGACUGAGCUGUGCUCAGGAAGCCUCUGAGUUUACGUGGCAGAGUCCCUGCUGCCUGGCAACCGGGAGAGAUACAUUGGAGAGGAGGAUCGAGCCGAGGCAAAACAAAACAAACACUCGAGCAAGGAGCCAACCUUAACUGGAAGACUUUCUGAGCAACUCUUGAGUGAGAAAAUGCAUGAUCUGGACGCAGCGGGUGAAAUGGCUGUGUUCAACCUUUACACCCCAUCCACGCUGACCUGCCGGACCGACUGUUCGGCCCCUCACUGCGGCUCCUGCUAUACCUGCACGCUGCAGCGCAAGCUAGCCUCCACCAAGCAGUGGUUCCUGCGAGCUGGGGACAUCACCAAGCAGGAGUUCCUCAUCGGGCUGGUCCGCAGGGUGGACAGCCUGGAUCUCCUGCUGCAGCUCGACAGGGUCCUGCAGCCCACCCUCAGCAAAGACUUCACCCACUCCCGCUCGUCUGCCAACCCCAGCCUGCCCGAGGACUUCAGCACCCUGAGCUCAGACCGCUCCCUGAACAAGCUGGAUUUACACAACUAUGUGACCAGCGCCUGGGAGUGGUUUACUGGCUCCAAGCAUUGGACCAAAACAAACUACCUGCUGGGCUUAUUCCAGCUCUGCGAUGUCAAGCAUCUCCAUCACAUUGGGAAUCUGAUCCGAAUACUUAUAAUCGGCAGGAGCACUCCUGAAUUAUUUGAAUGGAAAGGUGAAGAGAAAGAUGAAGAUGAUAACUUGCUGCAUGAAUCGAAUUAUACCUUUCGGACGGAUGAACAUCCUGAACUGAAGCAGCUGACUGAAAUCUGGCCUGAGUAUUCAGAAGUCACACUUGACAUGCUUCCAUCGAGCCUGUUGUAUCGACCGGAAGACAAGACUGUUGCAGCAUCAAGACUUAGUCUUCAGUUGAAGAGCAAGAAGACAAAGAAGAAGCAAAUGGUGUCCAUGGGAAUAGUUAAUGAGUCACCUGUUAUCGUUGAACCUGUAAUACCGAUACGUAUAACUUCACCUUUUGAGGCUACGUCAGGAGUCACAUAUCAUAAGGACUUCAUCCGCUGUCUUCCUAUUCAUCUGGCAAAAUAUAUUCUUGGCUUUCUAGAUCAGAACUCUCUCCAAAACUGCAUGCUUGUGUCACGCUACUGGGCCUACCUGGGAAAGGAGUUUACAAGGGAUACACUAGCCAUCCAAUGCAUUUUUGAUGAAAUCAAAAAGUUACAGGCUACAGCUCCUCACAAUAUUAACACAGUGUAUGCAAAGAUCUGUCAAAUUCCAGUACCAAGAAUAGAUGAGAAGGGAUUCACCAUACCAACACAAAAUUUGAAGAAAAAGAUUGGAUUGGCAGCAUCAUACAUUGGCAUCCAUACUGACAUGGUGCAAAUGGAGGAGAGAAAUGUCUACUGUGGUCCAUACAAUAUAAUAGUCAUCAAACAACUUACGGAUGUUGCCAGGGUCAUUCACUAUGAUGGUGGACAAUGGAUAGCUAUGGCCUCUGGCGACAGAAGGAUAAGAUUCUUGGAUAUCAACCAUUCCAAAGAGGUACCCCAUUCAUUGAGUGGACAUGCUGGAGCCAUCAAGGCAGUGAUUCUUUGUGAAGAGCAAGGUUUUCUCCUUAGCGGAAGCUAUGACCUUACUAUCAGAAAGUGGAAUCUGAAGACUGCAAUGUGUGUGACUAUGUACCGGGGCCACACAGGAUUUAUUACCUGUCUUAGCCUACAUGAGAACAUGCUUGUAUCAGGAUCAACGGACUGUCAUGCUAAAGUGUGGGACCUUCAGAAAGGAACCUGUUUUCAUACCUUCAAGCAAGACAAAUCAAUUCUGUCAGUGGGUAUCAAUGCAACAUAUGUGGUGAGCGGCAACGAGAAAGGAGUAAUCCACGUGUGGAACAUCAAACCUCCUUCAUUAGUUAAGGUUCUGACUGGUCAUAUAAACUCAAUCACGUGUAUGUCUUUUGAUCAAUGGCAUUUGAUCAGUGGAAGCAAGGAUAAAUGUAUUAAGGUGUGGAGUAUGAUGGGAAAAUUUAGUGACUGUUUAAUGACUUUCAAGCAUCCACAGGAAGUGUUAUGUCUGCAAUUUGUUUACCUUCGUGUUAUCAGUGGAUGCAGAGAUGGAAAGAUUCGAAUUUUUGACCUCUUGAAUGGUAUCUGUCUAAGAAUGAUGAGAGCAACUGGCCAUGGAGAUCCUGUGCUAUCCAUACAUAUUGCUGGAAAUAGGAUGGUAAUAAACACAAUGUCCAACGUGGUGAAAUUUCAGUUUGAGGAUAUUGUAUGGGAUUACAAAGCUAAAGCAUCAAUCCUUGAUGCCGCAACAUCACAGGACAAAUUUAAAAUGGCACCGCUGAGGAAACAACCAUACAGUUAUGUACGUGCUCAGCGCAUGAGAAGGAUUGGUUCAACCAAUGAAAAGAUCUACCAUAGACAGGAGAAGUUUUCAAAAGAUGGUCUGUUCCACCACGCACGAUUCUUGUCAGCUAGAUGCAUGAAAGCAGCACAGAGGAUUCAGUCAGACUCCAUGAAAGCUCUCAGCUUGAGGGAAUCCCAAUAUCGAGAUCACAGUGCAUCGUACAGUCUGCAGUCAGAGUUUGACUUGAAGCCACCCUCAGCGUACAUGAGUAGUUCAGAAAUGCUCACACAAAAGCAUUUAAAACAGGAUGCAGACUCCAGAAUUUUGUAUGGUGAAAGAUCCAAAUCAUUGUCUGCAGCUUCUAGAUUUUUGUCAGUGAGUGAGCAGGGAGCAUUAAAACACAUUAAAAGACAUAAGUUCUACAAGCCCAAAACUGUAGACCAGAUCUACUUGACUGUCAAUGCUAUCCACAAUUACCUCAGAUUUGAUGAAACAUCAAUAAACACUCUCUACAACAAUUCACUUUCAGAAGAUUGGGGUCAACCUCUUUGUCCUUUUGAAGACACAGUGAAAAAGGGAAGUGAUACAGCAAAGAAGAAGGCUACUGUCAAAAUGAGUGACACUGUUGAUGCUGUUGGACUAAGAGAUGACUGCAUUGAUGUCAAAACACUUAUGGCACCUUUUGAGUUGAAAAUGCAAAAAUUUAAAGAGAAAGACAAAUUUAGUGGUUUGGACACAAAAUGUUUUGUCACAAAACCAAUGAUAAAACGAUCAAAAUCAGCAGUAGCCUUUGUGGACUCUGUCAAAUUUAGACGUGCAAAGGGUCGACCCCAAUCUGCAGUUGAAGAAAUCAAUAAGAGCAUGAGCUCUAGAACAACUCGUUCCAACAAUGGAUCUCGAGCCAAAGCCUUCGUACUUAUAGAUUCUGCAACUGCCACUAUAGAACCCAAACACAAGUUGCAGCACAUAGUUGACAUAAAUCCGUAUCGAAACAACAGUGGCUUCACUCUUUCGACAGUGACACAACAAAAGGAAUAUGCAGAAAAAAUUGCGAGGGACCAUAAUGGUCAACAGCAAAGAACAAGCAACACACACAGUUAGGCAGAAGGCUUCGUUAAAGAAAGAUGAAAAGUCUUAAGUUGGACUUAAUUUGCAUAAAUGAACUGAUGAAAUCUCAUGUUAAAAGUGGUUCAUAGAUAGUAAUAUAUUGAGUAAUGGUAACGAUAAAUAGUUUGCACGCUGUACAGGAAAUAUUAUACGUAUGUUUGUAUGUGUCAACACUACAUUUUAAGUGACAAUCUGAAUAAGAUGCAUAAGUUAUAAUAUCAAAGGGGUUAGUUCAGCAGAACAAUUUGUGCUGCAUUGGCAAUAUUGAAGGAUUGAUUACACCAGGUUAAGUUGUUACAAUAUGGAAGUGAACCCCUCUGUUAAUUAAACCAAAUGCCCAGAAAGUUCACCUUGCCUCGUAUUCUGUUAAAAUAUGAUUGACAGAGAACUC